Molecule: messenger RNA, 381 nt
Organism: Hippocampus zosterae (dwarf seahorse)
Lineage: Eukaryota; Metazoa; Chordata; Actinopteri; Syngnathiformes; Syngnathidae
Gene: tomm5
Product: translocase of outer mitochondrial membrane 5 homolog (yeast)
Exons: 2
Coding region: 1-156 (51 amino acids)
Cellular component (GO): mitochondrial outer membrane translocase complex
Source: RefSeq, a predicted model, not a curated record
AUGUUCAAACUGGAAGGUCUGGGACCUAAAAUGGACCCAGAAGAAAUGAAGAAGAAAAUGCGGCAAGACGUCGUCUCUUCUUUACGAAACUUUCUCAUUUACGUCGCUCUCCUGAGAGCCACUCCAUUUGUAUUAAAGCAGCUGGACAGUAUAUGAGAGGGGCGUCUUCUUUCCAUGACAAGGAUGUCAAAGGCUUUGUGGAACGCGAUAUGUGGCUGUUGUCCAACAUCUGUCCAGCUGCGCGACUUGCAAAACAUUCAAUUUCAUUGUGUUCCUUCAUCCCUGGAGUUUGCUCGUGAAACAUACUGAUUGUGCUGAUACAAUAGCAUGAAUGGCCACUGCUAUUAAAAACCAGCAUGUUGGAUUAAAUGUUCAGAAUUA